Oxyura jamaicensis (ruddy duck) is the source of this 4405-nucleotide messenger RNA. RefSeq names its product adhesion G protein-coupled receptor D2 (gene ADGRD2). The transcript is spliced from 26 exons. Gene Ontology annotation, molecular function: G protein-coupled receptor activity. The coding region runs from base 418 to 3603 and encodes 1061 amino acids. Gene Ontology annotation, cellular component: membrane. The record is from RefSeq and is a predicted model, not a curated record. Gene Ontology annotation, biological process: cell surface receptor signaling pathway; adenylate cyclase-activating G protein-coupled receptor signaling pathway. Lineage: Eukaryota; Metazoa; Chordata; Aves; Anseriformes; Anatidae.
GCCCCGAGCAGCUGCCUCCAAGGUCCAUUCUUCGGAGGGAGAUUUAUUGCAGCGAGCAGAGGCACCGGGAUGCGGUAAUUGCCUUCAUUCCCGGACGAAGACCCCGGAGAACAAAAGCCAGUUGCCCGUGAAUCCGUGGCGUGCUUCAAGCAUUCGCCGGGAGGGAGGAGUGGGAGCCGAGCGCGGUCGCUGCAGCCCAAGCGACGAAGCGAAGGGGAGCUCGGCAGAGGGCGGCUCAGCCCCGGGGCGGGGAGCGCUGCCGGCCCCUGGAGGUGGCCCCGGCCUCCAGCCCCGCCGGCCGCCCCCGGCCCUGGGGCUGCCCGGCCCGCCCGGUGCCGGGGCGGGGGAGCCGCGGAGCGGAGCGGAGGAGACCGGCGGCGGAGCGGGCAAGGGGUGAAAGCUUACCAGUUGGUCAGCAUGUUUAGGAGAGACUCGAGAUCUGAUUCUUGGUUCUUCAGCUUUCUGCUUGGUAGUCUGUCCAGGAGUUUCUUGGUCUUUGCAGCCCCUGCUGAGAAUCAGACUUCUAAAGGCUUUGCUCCGGUCACGAUAGAGACCUCAAGACACAUGUACGAAUAUGUGGCCACUCCUUUGGACUGGUGGCAUGCAGACAGAUAUUGUGACCAGCGCUUUGCCCAGCUGCUUUUCGAACCCCCAGACAGUGAGCAAGCUUCCUUCAGCCGACUGCUGCAGUCCCACCACAUCAAAGGUUCCCUCUGGCUGAACGACAGGGAUGGUGUCCUGCACAAGCCAAAACGGAGACGGGACCAUGUGGUACCAGUCCUGGUGUUCAAAGACAAAACAGACACAAAGUACGUGAAGGUGCUUUCUGACUUCCCAGAACUGCCUGCUGUCACAGCCUGUGCCCACCUCCAGUGGGACACCAGGACCCAGGAGAUCGCCACCAUCUUCUCCUAUGCCGUGCCAGCUUUUAUUAAUGAAUUCCAGCUCCGUGGCUUUGUUGAUGAGGAAGGCUUUGUUCGAUUUGCUCUCAUUGUCCACGGGCACCAUUCCCCAUACCUGCCUGUGUUCCGUGCUGAUGGACAGUGGCAUCACUUCUGUGUGACCUGGCAGCAGGAAAAUGGGACCUGGGCCAUCUACGCCGAUGGUAAAAGGAGGGCGUCUGCCAGCGGUCUGUGUGCUGCGGGGCUGGCUGCCCCCCAGGCCAUCUACGGCCAGGGCACUUUCAUAAUCGGUCAGGAUCAAGAUUCCCUGGGGGGCACCUUCAGGGCGAAAGAGUCCUUCAGUGGGAACAUCACAGACUUGCACAUCUGGCAGAAAGUCCUGAGCGCGGAGCAGAUUGAGAAAGUUCGGUCGUGCUGGAUGGUAGAACAAGAGCUUGUGUUUGGGUGGAGCUCAAAUGCUCUGGAGGUGGAAAGCACCGUCCAGGAGGUGACCGCUCAGUUUCUUUGCCCAGGGCCUGUUGAGGAAUGCCGAGUUUUUGAAGUUGGCAGCAAUGGAUUCCGCUACAUGCCUUGUUUGCAGUCUUUGCCUUUUAUCUGUCGCUACAGAAAGGAUGCAUACUGGCAACUGAAAAAAGCUCAGCUGGAAUCCAGCCAUUCGCUUGUCAGCCGUGUGAACGCGCUUGCAGAGAGGACUGUGAUCCCCGAGAACAUCUUCAGGAGUGAUGUCCGAGACAUGAACCUCUCCGUCGCUCUCGGUUCUCUUGAUGUCCUGGCAGCUGUUCUGAGGGAAGGAGAGGCACCGGUGGAGCCCUCAGACCUGCUUGCGGUGCUUCUGUUACUAAAGCAAGUUUCCAAUGUGGAAGUCCGGGAAGGAGAGGAGCUGAAGAUACUGGAACAACUGAGCCGAUAUUAUGUGGAAGUGACUGAGUUAAUCCUGGAAGAGCACAAUAUUGAAACGUGGUUAUCAGUCAGCCAGGUUAUCAGAGGGCCUAUGGCUGUUGUUGAGCUCUGCGACAGAAUGGUGUCACUCCUAGCCCCACUGCUGACCGCAGGGAGGACGAAGAUCACAAUUCAGCACAGGAAUGUUGGGAUGGAGGUCAGGAAGCUGGAGCUGAGCAGGCCAGAGCUGAGCAGUGAGGCAUACCUGAUCCACAGCCCCGAAAAAGACAGGCCUGACCUCAUUGAAGUUCCUGAGGAAGAGAUGCAAAGGCUGAAAGCCAAAGGUCUCAGCAGGAUCACGGUGAAGAACAUGUGGUUUGGCUACGGCUCCCUCCAGCGCUGCCUGACCGGCCACGAUGGCCCCACGGCCUCCCAGGAUGUGGCUGCCUCCGACAGAGGACAGAAGUACCUGCGCACCGCGGUGGGCACCGCCGUCAUUUCGUCCACUCUGCUCAGCGACGACCAGGAGAUAAGCACGUCUGUGCGCUACCGCCUGCAGCACCACAUCGAGGAUCUGCCCGAUAAGCUGCCGGGGCCCAUCUGUGCCUUCUGGAACUUCAGCCUCAGCCCAGAUGCUGGCGGGAUGUGGUCGACAGCUGGCUGCUCUGUGGUGACUUCUCUCCCGGAUUCCACUGCCUGUUUCUGCAACCACACCACCAACUUUGCAGUGCUGCUGCAAGUGUACGAGAUGCAGAGGACCACCAAGGAGGAGAUCACACUACAGACCUUGACUUUUAUUGGAUGUGGAGUUUCCUUCUGUGCCCUGAUUGUUACCUUUAUUUUAUUCUUGGCAGUUGGUGUCCCCAAGAGUGAGCGAACAACUGUGCACAAGAACCUGAUCUUUGCCUUAGCUGCAGCAGAAGCUCUGCUCAUGUUCAGUGAACUGGCCAAGACCAACCAGGUGGUGUGUUUCAUGGUCACUGCCUUCCUUCAUCUCUUCUUCAUGGCAGCCUUUUCGUGGAUGCUGGUGGAGGGGCUUCUCCUGUGGAGCAAGGUGGUAGCAGUCAACAUGAGUGAAGACAGGAGAAUGAAGUUCUACUAUUUGACAGGCUGGGGCCUUCCAGCCGUUAUCGUGGCUGUGACCCUUGCGACUUCCUUUAACAAGUACGUGGCAGACAGCCGCUGCUGGCUGAACGUUCAGACCAACGUCAUCUGGGCCUUUGUCGGGCCGGUCCUCUUCAUCCUGGCCGUGAAUACUUUAGUGCUUUUCCGGGUGGUGAUGGUGACCGUGUCCAGCGCUCGCAGGAGAUCAAAGAUGCUGACGCCCAACAGCAGCCUGGAGAACCAGAUCGGAACACAGAUUUGGGCCACAGCCAAGCCUGUCUUGGUGCUGCUGCCCGUGCUGGGGCUGACGUGGGUGUGUGGGGUCCUUGUCCACCUCAGCAUCAUCUGGGCCUAUGUCUUCAUCGUGCUCAACUCCCUCCAGGGCCUGUAUAUAUUCCUGGUCUAUGCAAUCUAUAACAGCGAGGUGAGGAAUGCCAUCCAGAGGAUGAAGGACAAGAAGAAAGCACUCUCAUUCACAAACUGCUCUCAUCCCAUCAACUACUUAUCAAGUCCAAGAAACACGACCUCCUGGGAGACCGGGAAACUGAGUCCUGCAGCUGAGAGUGCCUUGUCGAGCCCUGUGCAGAAAGAUCCACCAGUGAAGAAUAUCACCAACAAAGGCAACUUUGGAGCCAAAAUUCCCAUGGGGAUUUCAUCAAUUAUGUCACCAGAGAGACCGGCCGUAGAGCUGACAGCAUUCAAAUCCUCAGGUUUCUGAGAGGCGGUUUCUGGGUGCCACAAUGCUGUGGUGGCCUUCGAGCAGCCUGGAGGAUGGCGGGGCAGAGGAGCUGGCUUCAUGCAGAGGGCCUCGCGUCCAGGCAGAGCUGUUAACCCUGUGCUUCUUCCUAGCAGCAUGUGCGGACAAAGCCAAGGCAGGACUGGGGUAGCUGGGGGUCUCAUGGGGCCGCUGGGCUUCGUCUGGUGCCGAAGACACCCUGCACCUCUCCGGGGCCGUGCAGAGCACCCCGCAAUGUGGCUGCUGCCCAGCCCGCGUGGCUCGCCCUUGGGUCCCCGCAGCAGCACGGCCAAGCCCAGCCGGUGGAGCCAGGAGCCCCAGGGCGCUGCUGCCUGUGUCGGUUGUGCCACCACCAGGGCUGGUUUUGCUCUGACAAGGCGGUGGUGGGAAGCUGUACUGGGGGCUGUGCCCGUGCAGGCGAGGACGCUGCUUUCCCCUGCCCUGCUCCUGCCCGGGCUGCGCUCUGCAGGGGCAGGGCUGGGGACGGGCUGCAUGGGAAGCACACGCACCAAGGAAGACAGCGGCUGGCUUCAACGCUUUUCUAAACCAGCUGACUUUAAUAGCAUCUUCUGCUGUGUUUAGGACAAUAAAAUCUCUCCCUGCUCCUCCCUGGGCUUCCCGUCUGGCUGGCGUCGCUCUCUGCUCCAGCUGGCGUUAUGUUCUCCCUCCCUCUCUGUUCUCUGCAUCGGACUGUUUUUCCUGUUACUCUCCUAGUGUUUAGAGGACAUAAAUUGUGUUGUUUUUUGCUGAUUACGAUGACAGUAAAUGCUGAUUUUUAAAGGCA